UCAAAAGAAGAAAAAAAACAGAUCGACUGCUCUUUUAUUUUUUUAUCGGUGCUCUUCUCGUCACUCACCGCAGAAACAACAGAGAUUCACCAAAACACACACACAUACACGUACAUUCUAAAAUUAAUCGAGAUGAAAGCGAGAGUGAUUGUGUUUCCGAUACGAGGGAGGAACUGGUGCUUCAGCCGAUCCGUCGAAACGACGUCGUCGGCGAUACCAGCAUCAACGCGGCAACAACCGCAGUCGCAUAUUCCUUCCACAUUGAAAGAGCUGUGGAACAGAAUAUACUCGGCUCCUGGGAAGAAGUUCACGCCCUCCAAUGCUGAGCUUGUUAUUGAUUUCGCCUCUAAUAAGAUGAAUAAUGCUUGGAUUGCCCUUGAAACUGCGCCUGCAGGUAGUCUUAAAAACAAGAUUCACGGUGUGGGGCUUAAACUUUUGUCCCGUGUUAAGCCCUCUGAGAUCCUCUUGAAAUCUAUAACAAAAGACGUUACAAAGGUUGAAAUUAUGUACCCUUUAAGUUUGAAUGCAAGACUUGUGCGACGAAGGUUACGUCAUAUUGCCUUAAGGGGGACCAUUAUUCACAAGAAGUACUUCUAUGGAUCGUUGUCCUUGCUUCCGCUUACUACAGUUUUCACGGUUUUGCCUCUGCCUAACAUACCCUUUUUUUGGAUUUUGUUCCGCACUUAUUCUCAUUGGAGGGCUCUACAGGGAAGCACAAAACUUCUUCAACUAGUCUCGGACUCUGGAAACCACAUGUCGUCAUCUGCAACUACUAGCACGGAAGAGUUAACCACUAACAAAAAAGAUCAUGGCUCACUCCAUCCUCAAUGGGUAUUGCUGCCGUCAAAAGAGCUGGAGGAACAAAUUUCUCGUGAAAACGUCAAUGAAGGUCUAAGCAAGUGUAGUGUAUCAAAAAUCUGCAAAUCUUAUAAUUUAAACAUCAUAGAUGUUAUGAAGUAUGAGAAAUCAUUGUAUUAGGAACAGCUGAGAGUAUGUUUGUUCCCGUAGAAGAACUGGAGGAAUUGCAAGUUUUUGAUAGUUCAUUGAAUUUCAACAAUUAGAUUCCAUCUUCCUGAAAUGUGAAAGAUUUUAAUUGGUGUACUCAGAUGCUACAUGAAAUAGUCAUGAUACUUGUUUUGUUUUGAAUUUUGUCCCCCACAUGCAGUCAUGGAGGCAGUAUAAAUAAUGGAAGAACAGUCUGUUCCAAUA
Messenger RNA from Daucus carota subsp. sativus, 1209 nucleotides. RefSeq lists its product as uncharacterized. NCBI's taxonomy places the organism in Eukaryota, Viridiplantae, Streptophyta, Magnoliopsida, Apiales, Apiaceae. Gene Ontology annotation, biological process: proton transmembrane transport; potassium ion transport. The coding region runs from base 133 to 978 and encodes 281 amino acids. The transcript has 8 exons. The record is from RefSeq and is a predicted model, not a curated record. Gene Ontology annotation, cellular component: mitochondrial inner membrane.